Messenger RNA from Quercus robur (English oak), 1392 nucleotides. RefSeq lists its product as uncharacterized. Gene Ontology annotation, cellular component: clathrin vesicle coat; membrane. Gene Ontology annotation, biological process: endocytosis. The record is from RefSeq and is a predicted model, not a curated record. Bases 285 to 1166 code for a protein of 293 amino acids. NCBI's taxonomy places the organism in Eukaryota, Viridiplantae, Streptophyta, Magnoliopsida, Fagales, Fagaceae. The transcript is spliced from 8 exons.
GACACAGUCUCUGAUAACAAAAAGUAAUGUGAUCAAACGGCUCUAAAUAAUCGUGGUGUAAAACACUGAGGCACUACUCCUUUCUUUGCUGCUUCGUCCUUGUUCUGAGAAUUUGGGUGACUGAAACCGACCUUCUUCCUUCCUGUAAAACUUUCUCAACGUUCCUAAAAAAACCAAAAGAAUUUCACCAAAUUACAAUCUAGUCCCCCCAAAGUUUAGCUUCAGAUCCCAAACCCAUAUUCAAUUUCUCAUUUCUCUUCUAUCAAUUUGAACCUCUCUCUCUCAUGGAAAAAGAGGAGGAGAAGAAAUCUACGGGUGAUGAAAGCGUGGAUGUGAAUGAAGAAACUGAAGCAAUAGAGCUUAUUCUCUUCCAAGUCCCUGAAUGUUACGUCUACAUAAUUCCACCAAGGAAAAGUGCAGCUUCCUACAGGGCUGAUGAGUGGGAUGUCAACAAAUGGGCAUGGGAGGGCAUGUUGAAAGUUAUUAGCAAGGGAGAAGAAUGCAUUAUCAGACUUGAAGACAAGGCCACAGGUGAACUAUAUGCUCGGGCUUUUUUGAGAAAUGGUGAGCCACAUCCAGUGGAACCUGUAAUUGAUAGCAGCAGAUAUUUUGUUCUUCGCAUAGAAGAGAACAUUGGUGGUCGUCUUCGGCAUGCUUUCAUUGGCUUAGGGUUUCGAGAAAGAACAGAAGCUUAUGAUUUCCAAGCAGCCCUGCAUGAUCACAUGAAAUAUCUGAACAAAAAGAAAACUGCAGAAGAGAUGGAACAACAUUACCAGCAGGCUUCUUCAGUAGAUUACAGUUUAAAAGAUGGCGAGACUCUUGUGCUCCAACUGAAGAGCAACAAAAGUGGUAGUUGUGUGAAGUCAAAAUUUUUUGACCAGAGUUUGAACAAUUCCUCGGAGGAAAAGGGUAACCGGAAAGAGUCCAUAAUUCCGAUCAAACCACCACCUCCUCCCCCAGCACCACUUUCUCCUGCUGUUACUGUCCAGAAGUCUCCAACAAAUGGGCCACCAAAUUUCAAUCUUGAGGGAACUUCCAAAGAUGAGUCCCCAGAAUCAACAAAAGAAGAGGCUAAAGAGCUAACUUCUUCUGAAAGUCACAGCCAACAGGAUAUAGCAGAUGAUGAUUUUGGGGAUUUUCAAGCAGCUGGGUCACAUGGUCUAUGAUACUGAUAUUUUAUACUUGUGUUCAAAUUCUUCCCUGGUUUUAAUGGUUUGGGAUUUGUGAUAGCUUAGGUACUUACAUUUCAAAAUUUCCUACGGUCUGGUAAAUAUCUGGUAAAUACUACACAAUUUGGAGUUAGAUAGAGACUGAACUUUGAUGAUGCGAGUCAUUUUAUUUAUUUGUUUCUUACAAGAUCCAGUUUAUGGGGAAUGCAAACCGCCUUUCCUU